Messenger RNA from Lathyrus oleraceus (garden pea), 2802 nucleotides. RefSeq lists its product as uncharacterized. Gene Ontology annotation, biological process: meristem development; meristem maintenance. The record is from RefSeq and is a predicted model, not a curated record. The coding region runs from base 355 to 2802 and encodes 815 amino acids. The transcript is spliced from 5 exons. Lineage: Eukaryota; Viridiplantae; Streptophyta; Magnoliopsida; Fabales; Fabaceae.
AUGCCAUGUCAUUUAAUCUUCAUUAAAUGCAAGUCUGAUAAUCUCAAUUCCCAAUGCAGGUUCAUCAUUACACUUUCUCCACAAUGUCACGUCUAGCCCACGUUCACAAUCUACUUCCAUCAUUUCCUCACAUCAUGGUUUCUUUUCAACUUCCACCUCUUUAUCAUUUCCAUCAGAAAUGGCCACGUGUCCCACUAACACCAUUACAUCUAAAACGUUUCAACAUCUUCUUCCUAUAAAUACCCAUAAACCUUUUCUUUAAACCCUUUUACGUUUCAGAUUUCCUUUUUUCAUACCCAUUUCUCAAGCUUUUCACAUUUUCUGAGAAAUCUUCUUCAGUUUUUUUUUCCAGCAAUGGCGCCUCAAAAACCCUUAAGCAGUAAACACUCCAAGAAGAAACAAGACUCAUCUUUUCCUCCUGUGCAUGAUUUAAAAGGGCCAAUGACCAUUGGAAAUCAACAGUAUGUUCCGGAACCUCCAAAUGAAAAGGAAAAAGACUGCAUCUAUAAAUCUCAGGUACUAAUCCCUGUUCUUAUUUCUGGAAAUUAUCACGCUAUGUUAGGUCCCCUUCCAAAUCCAGAGAUUAAACCAGAGCGUUUAAGAGAAUUUUUUCCAUCUUACUUUCACACAAAACCCAUAGGCGCUGGAAGAAAACCUCAGCCUAAAGAGAAAGUUGUAGAACAAAAAGAUUCAUCGAGUUCGACGGAUAUUGGAGAGUUGGACUUAACCUAUUUGAAUUUUCCCAGGAUAUUUAGAACCUGCCCAUGGUCGAAAGAUCCUUCUGACUACGUAUCUUGGUUAGAUAAAAUCGAAAAAGUUAAAGGGUCUUUUUGGAAAGAAGUAGGCAUUUUCGACCUUAUCCAGUUGUCGAGAGUAGGACCCAAUAUCUGCCCAAACAUGCUUUUGGCUUCUCUCUACUUUUGGGAUAGUACUUACAACACCUUUCACCUUCCUUGUGGGAUGGUUACGCCUACCCUUUUCGACGCAGCAGCCAUUGUUGGUCUUCACCCCAAUGGUAUAGAUUUCGACCCUACUGUCUUAAGUGAAGAUACCAUUGCUUUCGAGACUAGCCUUGCACCCUACUCCUUAUUCAUGUCCUAUUACCAUGAUAAGAGUACCACUGAAGUUUUAGAUGUCGAACAUAUAGCCUUUUUGACACUAUGGCUGUCCAAAUAUGUGUUCUGUUCUCGCUCUCUUCAAGUUGCCAAGAGAUUUAUCACCAUAGCCAAUCAGCUUCAUGCAGGCACGAAACUAUGUUUGAGCGAAAUGAUUCUGGCGAAUCUCUAUGAAUCUCUGAGCGAGAGCGUACAUUUCUUAAAGAACACCAAAUCCCAAGGGAAAAUCAACUUAUCAGGACCUUUUUGGCUCUUGCAACUAUGGCUCAAUGCCACCUUUGAAGCUAGUCUUCCUGUAGCACCAGAAAUAGAUGAAGAAGAAGUAAACAAUAGGACUGUCGAAUGGCCAAGAUUAGUGCUACUAACGCCAACUGAUGAAGGAAUCAGCCUUCGACAAGCUUUUAAAAGCUAUGUUAUGAUGUUUGCUAAAAGUCAUCAAUUUACUUCGACCAUGGCACCUUUUGCUGAUAGAAAAACCGGACCUAAGUGGUUUACCCAACAACUGCCCUUGGAGAUGCAGAAGGACGAAAACACAUUUCUGAAUGUUUGGGAAUCGUUCUUGACCCCUAGGCUCCUUUUUUCUUAUCGUAACACCACUAAAAACCAAAUUGCUUUGAUAGUUUAUCAACCCAACCUUGUUUCUAGACAAUUUGGUCUAAUCCAAAUCAAACCUCAACCUAUAUUCCCCAAAAAGGGGUCCAUCAUCUUUUAUAACUCCCUUCACACUGAAGACGAAGGCAAAGAGCUGUCGAAGAAACUAGCUGAUGCUUCUCUCGACAUUCGACCAGUUAUUUUUCGACCAUCAUUCUUAUGCACUCCUGAGUUUGAUGAAUGGUGGAAGGAUUAUUAUUCCAACAAAUUUUUUGACGUAGCUGCUUUUGCUACACAUUUGACAAAUGCUUUCGCUUUUGUGCAGGAUCGGACCAAAAAAGCCGUGAAGAUCCCUGCUAAGAAAGCUGUUGUCGAAGCGUCGCCCAGUACUGCUAAGAAGCCUUCGACAAAGGUAAGUCGAAAACCCUCAACAAUCCAAAAGAAGAAGAGUGAAGAGGAGAGAAAAGAGGAUAAAGUCCCUAGUGAAGAGUCUGGUGAUGAAUCUCCAGAGUUAAUCCCUCCCCCUCAGAAGAAAAAGAAACUCACGAAGGUCUCUUCCCAAAGGUCCAUUGUUAACCCAAUCAGGAAGGAUUCUGCCAGUACUUCUCCUGCCAAGCCUCAGUCGAGAGAUAUGGGGAGUGGGAAAUCCGGUUUUAAUACUGAAAUUCCUGAGGAACAAGUGGCUGUCGAAAAAACGCCUGAGAAAAUUUUGGAGGAAACAGCCCCAGAGGAAGAUGUCCCCACAAGUGACCAUGAUAUGCAAACCGUAGAAGAAUUCGACACUACAGUGGGUGACGCCUCUGAAGAUGAAUCUCCUCCUCAUCCAGGAUUGCAUGUUGCACCUCAGGGUGAUGAUAUUGAAAUGGAGGUUGUAGUCGAAGAUGAUCCUGAAGAUGGAGCUGCCAGAGAUGGGGACAACCAGUCGAAACGAACAGAGGUUGAGCGUAUUUCGACGCGAAACACUCCACCUGCUUCUGACCGGGCCCAAGGGAGUGGCAAAUUCACUGUUAAAGAUGAGCUACAUAUGAAGAAGUAUGAAGAAAAUGAAGAAGUCGAAGAAAUAGAGCAAAUUCAAGAAAUCUGGAAGAAAUUAUGA